UAACACAUCCGUCUAAUGUAGAAACGGUUAUACACUGUGAAUUUGCUCUGCGUUUGUGAUAAUGGUGGCAUUCAAAUCUCAGCUUAAAGCCCUGACAUUAGACCAAAUACGAGAGGCAUUUAAAAAGUCUGGAAUCAAGGAGACAUUUACAGAGGGUGAGCUUGUGCUCGUUACAGAAGAACAUUACCCUAAAGCUUUAGAAUACAUCCGAACAAACUUUAUUCGCCAAGAACCAAUCGAGAAGGCUCUGGGUUUACAGUGGAAUCAUGAAGUCGAAGAGUUUUGGUUGACAUUUUUAAGGUGGAAUAUAUCUAUUAUGUUGCUGGCCGAAAAUGGUGACGUCAUGGCGAUUCGGAUUUCUCAGUUCUUGACGUAUGAUGAAACGUCAGACAAUGACGCUAUCAAAACGCGGGAGUUAAGAUUCGUGAUGCAGUUUUGUCAUAUAGGCGAAGCUAAGGCGGAUUUCUUUGGUCGUUUCGGAGCCAAGGAAUGUAUUCAUUUCUUCGGGCUUGGCACAAAUGAUAAAUACAGACGAAAACACCUGGCAACCCGAAUGUUAAAUGCAGCAGUAGAAUUCGGAAGGUUUUUAGGAAUUGAUCCAUUGUUCAUCAAAGGAGAGGGCUCAAAUGUCUUUUCCAAGCUGGUGUACGAGCAUUCAAAUGCAAAAUUUGAAUUGUUACAUGAAGAACCAUUCGACAAUUUUGUGGUGGAUGGUGUUAAACCGAUUCAGAACACGGGACCGAAUACCUCUUUAAGAUUUUACGGCGUGAAAAUUUCGUCCAAGGAGUGAGUCAUGGACAACUGAAGACUCGUUACAUAUAUGUCUAACAUCAAUAAGUAAAAUCCAUUGAAGUUCACCA
Molecule: messenger RNA, 860 nt
Organism: Mercenaria mercenaria
Lineage: Eukaryota; Metazoa; Mollusca; Bivalvia; Venerida; Veneridae
Exons: 3
Coding region: 62-790 (242 amino acids)
Molecular function (GO): acyltransferase activity, transferring groups other than amino-acyl groups
Source: RefSeq, a predicted model, not a curated record